AUGGGAGGGCUUAAACAAGGAGAAGCAAACAAAUCUGGUGUGACGGAAUUCAUCCUCCUUGGCUUCUCUGGCUCUCCAUGUUUUCAGCUGUUCAUCUUCAUCCUCUUUUUUAUCAUGUACAGCCUAACCAUUUUGGGAAAUUUCUCUAUCAUCCUUCUGAUCAUAACCCAUUAUUGCUUCCACGUUCCCAUGUAUUUCUUCCUCUGCAAUCUCUCCUUCCUAGAGAUAUGGUACACCACGGCCUCUAUCCCCAAAAUUCUUGCCAUAUUUCUGGGGAGGAGCAGAAGUGUCUCUUUCAUGGGCUGCAUGCUGCAGAUGUACUUCAUUUUUUCCUUUGGAUGCACAGAACAUUUCCUGAUAGCAGUCAUGGCAUACAACCAAUAUCUGGCCAUCUGCUACCCUCUUCAUUACAGCACCUUCAUGGAUGUCAGCCUCUGUAGCAAACUGGCACUGGCCUGUUGGUUGGGUGGAUUGCUCAUCAUCUUCAUACCAGCAUACAUGAUCACAAGAUUGUCCUUCUGUGGGCACAAUGUGAUUAACAAUUUCUAUUGCAACAUGAAUUCCUGGAUAGCCCUCUCCUGCACUGACACCCAUUUCCUCGAGAUAACAGCUUUUUUCAUAGCUAUCAUUGUCAUUGUGGGUUCAUGUGUGAUAACCCUCCUUUCCUAUGUGUACAUUGUCUCCACAAUCUUACACAUCCCCUCCAAAAAGGGUCAACAAAAGGCCUUUUCCACAUGUUCCUUCCAUCUUGCUGUUGUUAUUAUUUGGUAUGGAUCCACCAUCUUCCUUUUUGUCAAGACUUUCAGACAGACAUCUUUCGAAAGAUCCAAAGUUGUAAGCAUCUUCAACCUAAUUGUGGUGCCGCUGCUGAAUCCUUUCAUCUAUACCCUAAGAAACAAGGAGGUGAGGGAGGUAUUGAGGAAUGCCUUGCACAAGUGA
Molecule: messenger RNA, 939 nt
Organism: Varanus komodoensis (Komodo dragon)
Lineage: Eukaryota; Metazoa; Chordata; Lepidosauria; Squamata; Varanidae
Product: olfactory receptor 6F1-like
Exons: 1
Coding region: 1-939 (312 amino acids)
Biological process (GO): G protein-coupled receptor signaling pathway
Cellular component (GO): membrane
Molecular function (GO): G protein-coupled receptor activity; olfactory receptor activity
Source: RefSeq, a predicted model, not a curated record